AUGGAUGUCACUACACAGACGUUCCCGUAUCAUCUUGCUCGGAUGCUGCAGGAUCUUGCGUCUUCCGUCUUUGUCUCUAUCGACCUGGAGUUCUCCGGUAUCCCAAAAGCUCAACAGGGGCGGGCAGGCCCACCGCAGAGCUUACAGCAGAGAUACCAAGAGGUGAAAGAGUCUGCUUCUCAAUACCAAAUACUCCAAGUCGGUUUGACCUUUUGUCAUGAGGAUGCAGAGGCAGCACAGUAUACACUAAAACCAUAUAAUUUAUAUCUGAGCCCGAUCAUUGACCGUAGGCUAGAAGUUGAGCGGAACUGGUCAUUCCAGAGCAGCGCGGUUGAGUUCCUUUUGGAAAACAAAUUCAGUAUGGACUCUCUGUACCGAACCGGCGUCACAUAUAUAUCGAGAGAGGAGGAAGAAAAAGCCAUCUCGAUAGCCGUCCAAAGGAAUAAACCAUCCACGGCUCAAACAUCGAUGAAUGUCAAAGAAACCGACUACGAGUCGCUAGCAUUCCUUAUACUUGCCCGGAUGCUCAUCAAUAAUUGGAUUGCCCUUGGUGAUAAACGUGACGGCUACCUCAAUAUCCCGCCACCUUCCAGUCAAAUCAACUCCCAGGGACUUAAGGGUAUGCCUUCGGUUUUGAAUAGGUUCCAGAAAAGGCUGGUUCAUCAACUUGUCGAGGUGGAAUACCCAGGUUACGUCACGAUUGGACGGCCUACGUUUGUCCAGAUUGUCCACUAUGAUGAAGAUCGUGAGAACGCUAUUCGAGACAAAAGGGUACAGCGGGUGCGAGAGCGAGUUUGGAAUGAGACUGGCUUCAGAUGGAUUGCUGAGGCACUGGCUGGAGGCGAUCUCUCAAAUCUCAGUCCCGGUUAUUUCGGCGCCAUCAGAGCCAACAUGGGGCCUGUAGGCCAAGGCGAAACUCUUAAGGACUUUGUAGGCAACUUCAAGAAGAACCUCAAAGCCCAUCGGCCUGUUCUUGUUGGGCAUAAUCUUUUCAUGGACUUGAUAUAUUUCUUUCGGUGCUUUUUUGGUCCUCUUCCGGACAGUGUGGAGGACUUCCAAACCAUGGUGCACGAGCAUUUCCCAGUCCUCAUUGACACUAAGUAUCUUGCCACACAUAAUUGCGGAUCAAUCAACCCAAGGUCAUCGUUGCAAGAGAUCAAUGACAGUUUGCUUCAGAUACCGAAUCCCGAAAUCAUUAUACAUCCACACUUCGCCAGGUACCACAUAGAGAAACCCGACCAUGAAGCAGGCUACGAUAGUCUGCUUACGGCACAAGUAUUCAUAAAGCUCUCAGCACAGCUUGACGAAGGGCACCAAGUCGGAUUGGUCACGCCACUCUUAACUACAGGCUCCCAAACGACGGAGCAAGCCGGUCUUCACAAUCGGCUUGUUCAACUUCAGGUUAAAGAGACUCGGGCGGGACUCUCCAGUGCAAUUGAUAACGAUAGCGAUAGCAUGAGAAGCGAUGAAGUUCUUGGCGAGUAUGGUUCUGCAGUUGAGAUACGGCAGGCCAAAAAAGGGCAUUUGAUUCCAAGACCGGGUUUUCAAUUUUGGAAGGUUUAUGGCAACAAACUACGCGUCUUCGGAACAGAGGAAAGGGUCUGUCCCUCAAUCGCCGAACAGCGAGUUUGCAGAAGCUGUCAAGAGACACUUGGCCGCCGCAGUUAUGCCUCCGCCGCAACCCCAAUCUCGCCAGCACCCUCUUCCUCGAACUCAACUACGUUCCCCGUCGUGAAUCCUUCCUACACCAUCAAUGCAGGCGUGCUCCUAUCCCGUCCACCCCAGAUCACACGCGACCUCACCGAUUUCGAAAAAGCAUACUACUUUUACCAGAAACGGCUGAACGAGCGCCAGGCGCUUCCAUUCACGAAAUACUUCUACUUCAAGCGCGGAACGCCCGUGGACGAGGACUGGAAGCGUAAGAUCCGUGAGCGCCAGACGCCUGCGCGUGAUAUCGGCAAUUAUAAUGCGUACUCCAAGGAGGCGUGGAACGAUGAGCUCCUUGUCGGAUCGCCUGAGUCGGAACCGGCCAAUGUUGUCGAAACGUUGAUUUCUGAUGCUGAAAGCACGGCCAACAACACUUCUCAGGAUACUAGCAAGAAAGAAGAGAUCCCUCGGCCGCACCCCCGGGUAACAGAGGCUGAUCAGAAGGGUGACACCAGGAGCCUUAAUCGGGCUCUUCAGAGGACUCUUUACUUGCUCGUCCAGUCUAAAGAGGGAUAUUGGAAGCUUCCUAGCUCCCCUGUCGCCACUGACGAAACUCUCCGAUUGGCUGCUGAACGUACCCUCGAACAAUCCGCUGGUGUGAACAUGAACACUUUCAUGGUCGGAUACCACCCUGCCGGCCACUACGUCUACAACGCUCGGAAGCCGAAGACCGACGAGUCAACUGGAGUUACCGUGGCCGGUGAGAAGACCUUCUUCUUGAAAGGACGUAUUAUGGCCGGCCAGGCGGAUCUUUCUGCCAACGUGCAAAACCUUCAGGAUUUCAAAUGGCUUGCCAAGGAGGAGCUCAAGAAGUUCCUGCUUCCACAGUACUACGCCAGCAUCAAGAACAUGCUCGCCGAGCGGUAA
Molecule: messenger RNA, 2574 nt
Organism: Aspergillus versicolor CBS 583.65
Lineage: Eukaryota; Fungi; Ascomycota; Eurotiomycetes; Eurotiales; Aspergillaceae
Exons: 7
Coding region: 1-2574 (857 amino acids)
Biological process (GO): nuclear-transcribed mRNA poly(A) tail shortening
Cellular component (GO): cytoplasm
Molecular function (GO): RNA binding; poly(A)-specific ribonuclease activity
Source: RefSeq, a predicted model, not a curated record